Molecule: messenger RNA, 2813 nt
Organism: Sinocyclocheilus anshuiensis
Lineage: Eukaryota; Metazoa; Chordata; Actinopteri; Cypriniformes; Cyprinidae
Product: serine/threonine-protein kinase B-raf
Exons: 19
Coding region: 75-2069 (664 amino acids)
Biological process (GO): MAPK cascade; protein phosphorylation
Cellular component (GO): mitochondrion; cytosol; plasma membrane
Molecular function (GO): ATP binding; MAP kinase kinase kinase activity
Source: RefSeq, a predicted model, not a curated record
AUGUGAAGGGACCGGGUGUCCAGAGCGCCCCCUCCACCCCAAACACCUUGGCUGUCCUGCAGACCCCCACAGACAUGACACGGGGAAAUCCCCGCUCGCCCCAAAAACCCAUCGUAAGGGUUUUCCUGCCCAACAAACAGAGGACAGUGGUUCCAGCUCGUUGUGGGAUGACGGUGAGAGACUCCUUAAAGAAGGCUCUCAUGAUGCGAGGCCUGAUCCCAGAAUGCUGUGCGGUUUACAGGGUUCAGGAUGGGGAGAAGAAGCCUAUUGGCUGGGACACAGACAUUUCCUGGUUGACAGGGGAGGAGCUUCAUGUCGAGGUUUUAGAGAAUGUGCCACUGACGACCCAUAAUUUUGUGCGAAAGACCUUCUUCACGCUGGCCUUCUGUGACUUUUGCCGGAAGCUGCUGUUUCAGGGCUUCCGCUGCCAGACGUGUGGCUACAAGUUCCACCAGCGCUGCAGCACAGAGGUCCCGCUCAUGUGUGUCAACUAUGAUCAGCUGGAUUUAUUGCUGGCAUCAAAAUUUCUGGUGUACCACCCUAUUACCCAGGAGGAGGCGUCAUCAGAGGGCACGACACCCCUGUCAGAGAUGUGUCCAUCCCUCCCUCCAUCCGAGUCCACUGGGUCUCUGUGCCAUCCUACUGUGUCCCCGUCCAAAUCCAUCCCUAUCCCACAGUCCUUCAGACCUGGAGAAGAGGACCACCGCAACCAGUUUGGCCAGAGGGAUCGCUCUUCCUCAGCCCCUAACGUCCAUAUCAACACCAUCGAGCCGGUCAACAUUGAUGAUUUGAUCCGUGAUCAAGGCUUACCGAGGUCAGAUGGAGCCCCCUCGCAACACCCAGCCCGCUGCUUGAGGAAGAACCGAACACGGACCUCAAGCCCCCUUCUGUCCUCCCACCCCAAUGACAUUGUCUUUGAUUUUGAGCCUGAGCCAGUGUUCAGAGGCUCCACAACAGGCCUGUCGGCCACACCUCCUGCCUCCCUGCCUGGCUCCCUGCCCAAUGUGAAGGUGUCCAAAUCACCCUGCCCACCGAGAGAGCGGAAGCCAUCGUCUUCGUCUGAGGACCGCAAUAAAAUGAAAACCCUGGGUCGACGGGACUCCAGCGAUGACUGGGAGAUCCCAGAAGGUCAGAUCACCCUGGGACAGCGGAUAGGAUCUGGCUCUUUUGGAACAGUCUACAAGGGGAAGUGGCACGGUGAUGUGGCGGUAAAGAUGUUGAAUGUCACAGCUCCCACUCCACAGCAGCUACAGGCCUUUAAGAAUGAAGUGGGUGUCCUCAGGAAAACCCGCCAUGUGAACAUCCUGCUCUUCAUGGGCUACACCACCAAACCCCAGCUGGCUAUUGUUACACAGUGGUGUGAAGGCUCGAGUCUCUACCACCACCUGCACAUCAUCGAGACCAAGUUUGAGAUGAUCAAGCUGAUUGACAUUGCCCGUCAGACGGCUCAGGGCAUGGACUAUCUGCACGCCAAGUCCAUCAUCCAUAGAGAUCUGAAGAGUAACAAUAUAUUUCUGCAUGAGGACCUAACAGUAAAGAUUGGUGAUUUCGGUCUGGCUACAGUGAAAUCCCGCUGGAGUGGCUCGCAUCAGUUUGAGCAGCUUUCUGGCUCUAUCUUGUGGAUGGCUCCAGAGGUGAUCAGACUGCAGGAUAAAAACCCAUACAGUUUCCAGUCGGAUGUCUACGCGUUUGGCAUUGUGCUCUAUGAGCUCAUGUCAGGGGCUCUGCCUUACUCUAACAUCAACAACAGAGACCAGAUUAUCUUCAUGGUUGGCCGCGGUUACCUGUCUCCUGACCUGAGCAAAGUGCGCAGUAAUUGCCCCAAGGCCAUGAAGAGACUUAUGGCAGAUUGUCUGAAGAAAAAGCGAGAGGAGAGACCUCUUUUCCCUCAGACCCUGGCCUCUAUUGAGUUAUUGGCACGCUCUUUGCCCAAGAUCCACCGCAGCGCUUCUGAACCAUCCCUUAACCGCGCUGGAUUCCAGACAGAGGACUUCAGCAUGUACAUCUGCGCUUCCCCAAAGACGCCCAUCCAGGCUGGAGGCUAUGGUGAAUUCUCAGCGUUUAAAUAGUGCUGCAAAUCCUAAAACUCCAUCCCUUGUCAGUUUUUACGACGUCUUGUGUUCCUACGGUGGGUUCAUCCAUAACACAGAAAAGGACUAGUUUUCAAAGAAUGUGCUGUUUUUCUUCCUCUUUACCCGAAGAGCUACGGCCUCAACGGAAUUGCUUUAAAAUAAAAAUGAUCUCUGCAGGGUGUCAUUGCUGAUUUUACAAAAAUGUCAUAAACAUCACAAAGGACAACUCGAUAAUGCAACGUACAACAAAAACGACUGAUGUGAGAAACCAACAGCUGCUCACUGGAAAGAAAAAGGCAAACAAACCCAAACCGAUUUUGGCAGGGGAUGAAAAACUUUCCCCAAGAAGGAAGAUAAAUGGGUUUGGGAUGAAUGAUAUUGGGAGCACAAGCCCCGCCUUUUCUCCGCCCCUGGAGGGGAACAACACACAGCACUGGCCAAUCAGAAAACAGGGCCCAGUGACAUGGAAUGAUGGGAAAAUUGGCAUAAGGGAGAGGACGUCAAGUCGCAGUCAUGGAAAGAUUCGAUUCAUCCGAGUCUCUUUUCGAACUCUUUGGACCUUGCACCGCUGGAUUCAUUCCGAUAUAUUUGUUCACGGGUCAUAGCUUUUUUUAAGUUUAAGUUUCAUAUAGUUUUUCUUGUGUUAUAUACAGGCAGGCCUGCAAAGUUACAUUCAUUUAUACUGCUUUAAUUUUAUUACUUUUUGUUCGGUGUUGUUUCGAACUCUCAGAGAGGUGUGUG